GCUUCGUCCAGCUGUGUGCAGCUGAAAGAGUGAAUGGCGUGAGGGGGGCAGAAAAUGGAAUCCAUAGAAAAAUGGAACAAAGACUUCAUUGCACUUAAACUGUUGGACAAAAAGUUAAAUUCUAAGAAAAAUGGCACGACAGGCGUGAUCUCGAAGCAUCUUCGUCAAACAUUUAAGAUCCACAAUUAUUUACAGUCGACCAUUACCCGCUCAGAAUGUGGCACAGGUUCCUGUCCAAACCUAAUUAUGAGUAGAAACGAGCAGCCCGAACAGAAGCCGGCGAUCAUGGCCUUAACUCCCCAGCUCCCUGUGCGAACCCACCGCCCUCUCUGCCUGUCUGUCUCUUCUGACAGCAAUGGAAGGUUCAGAGCUCUCGAAUCACAAGACUGGAAGAACAACCUCAAAGCUCAGAUGGAUCAGGCACACAGUGCUGGGGCGGCUAGCAGCACCGGGUCUCUAGAACGAGCAUCUCUCUUCUGUGCUUCUGGAUCAAACACAUCAAGCUCUAGUUUAUCCAGUCCUGUUGAGCCUCUAACCAAGAGUAAAUCCUCCAGUCGCUUCUCCUUGUUCUCACCUCCCUGGAACAGCAGCUCUGAAUCUGACUCCAACCCACCAUCUCGGUCGGGCUCCAAGAAACUUCGCAAUUACAACAGAAGAGGCGGGAACAAAGCAGAGGACGCCGUGGACUCGAAACAAAGCAUCCCGGAGCAUUUCCAAUUCUCAGAGCCGGUCAUCGCGAAAGUGACAGACUACAUCUACGUGGGGAAUCUCAAUGCAGCCUACAGUGGGCGUAUCCUCUGCAGGAACAGCAUCGACAGUGUUAUCGACAUGAGCAGCUUCGCCGGCGAACACAAAGUGGACCUCAUCCCCUGUACCUGCUCCCGGGGCACCAAGCACAGUUGGUCCCGUCUCAAGGUUGACAUCAGCGGCCUUCCUGACGAGAAGAGCGUGGCCCUGAAGCAGCGCGGCUUCGAGGACAUCAAUGGGUGCAUCGACGCUUCCACAGAGAAGCGAAAGCGUGUUUUGAUCCACUGCAGCGAUGGGUAUUCGUUGGCUCCCACUUGCAUUAUCCAGUAUUUGAUGGUAAAGCAGAACAUGAGGCUAAUUUCUGCCUAUGAGUUUGUGAGAGCCAAGUACCCAGUUAACAUUCAGGAGUGUCAUCAGAAUCUGCUGGUGAAUUUGGAGAAAUCGCUGAGACCUGGUGGGAACGUGGAUCCAGAGUGCUUCAAACAGGCCAUAUCCCGCAAGAUGGCGUGGACCUAACCUUACUUUGCUCAGUCUGGUUAUAGGGACUAAGAAAUUGAGUUCUCAUUUCAGCAAAAGAGACUGCAGGGUAAUUAAGCUAUAAACUGGCCAAAGCAAUUGAUGGGCUCCUGUCUUGCAGGCCGUAAUUGCAAUUUUUAGGUUUUGAUGGACCCCUUUUGCAAUUUUUAUGGAACCUGGUUUUUAUUGUAAUUUGGAUUGGAGACACUAGUAAUGGACAUGGAGUACAGGGACAGUUUCUUUUGGAACUGUCUGAUUUUUACUGUAUUAUCAGAUAUGAGUAGGGGGGAGGAGCAGACUGCUGAAUUUAUUAGCUGUAGAGCAGAAUAAUAGCCUAUCAGCAUGAUUGUUAGAUUAUUAUUUUUUUUAACCGAGGGGAAUUCAGCUGUUUUUAAAGCUCAGGUAACAAGGGUGAAUCCACUGCCUGUCGCUUUAGGGAGAUGGAGGCAACAAAGUGGUUCACUCCACACUGGCCAGAAUCACACGGCCGGGGCAGCAGUGCUAGAUCAAAGCUUAAAAUAGUAAGGAAAUACUUUUUAGGAAUUGAUAGUUCAGACCAGAUUAGGAGCUCCUGUGAAUCGUGUCAUCUUGUACAUAUUCAGGCAUGUUUACUGCAAGUGCGCCCAGGUGUCCGCCGAAUGAAAGAUGUAUUUAUGUACACCCUCAAUGAGGGUUCAAUUGGUGGACACUUCAAAGUUGUUUUUAUACGCAAUUAACAAGAUUCUCUGUGCUUUUAUUGGCUGGACACACCACAUGAUUCCACCGUGGUCCAGAUGUUGUAUCUGUUUUGUGAGUAUCCUUUUUUCCUUGCACUUGAUUGUCCUGGCCCACUGAAGUAAUGUUAGGAGCCUCAAAAUACAUUGGAGGUCAUGAAUAUUGCACUGAACUAAUAACAGCAUUACUUUCUAAGAUGCAUUUACGAAAUAGUGAAAGUGACCAUUUCCAUACAAUUCAAUAGAUUGAGUUUUUGUUUUCCUGAUGACAAGUGCUCGGAGAUAAUAGAACUCACAGUAGAAUUUGGUGAUUCUCUCUCUCUCUCUGUUUGAAAUAUAGGUAUCAUGCAGCACGUUUAAAUGAUUAUGUCCUGCUCCUCGUCACACCCCUUUGGAGUGCCUGAUCAGAGCUCUGCUGUGUAUCUUGAGCUGAAGAACAUUAUUCUUUUACAUGGAAGAAACUUAACAGAAAUUGAUCCCUUUUUUUAUUGCCUUUUUUAUGGGUUUGUGUCAAUACACACGCUGCUGGUAAUGUUUUGUGGAAUAUCCUCAGUCUCUUCUCAUUUUGACUUGUGAAAACUGAAUAUACUUUUAACUGGUUAAUAAAUAGUCUUACUGUUGUAACCGCUGUAUAAUAUAAUGGCCUGUGCAGUGGCAGUAUUUUAUUUUUAAUGCAAAGUGUGGUGACCAAUGAAUGAUACUGCUCUAAUACCAUCAAAAUAAAAAUAUGUAAUAUAUAUAUAAUCUCCUGUACUUAUUGCUGCAAUAGCGGUUUGCACCUUUUGAAUAGGAGAUGGGGGCAUAGUUGGUAUUUUAUGACUAUGUACAGAAUAUUUUUGGUUGGACAGUUUGUCAUCCUAUGCUAGUUAUACGUACCUCUGCACUCGGGUGACUUUUUUGUACGUCUGUGUUUUUGGUAUUAAAAUUUGGAGAUUGAAGUGAAGUUUACAGAUUCUAUUAUGCAUUUUCUUGUAGUUAAUGUGUAUUGUACAUAACGUGAUUAAACAGUGUUG
This is a messenger RNA of Polyodon spathula (Mississippi paddlefish), 2989 nucleotides long. Its product is annotated as protein-tyrosine-phosphatase MKP1-like. The record is from RefSeq and is a predicted model, not a curated record. Gene Ontology annotation, cellular component: cytoplasm. The transcript has 5 exons. Gene Ontology annotation, molecular function: protein tyrosine/serine/threonine phosphatase activity. Bases 55 to 1263 code for a protein of 402 amino acids. NCBI's taxonomy places the organism in Eukaryota, Metazoa, Chordata, Actinopteri, Acipenseriformes, Polyodontidae. Gene Ontology annotation, biological process: protein dephosphorylation.